Messenger RNA from Schistosoma intercalatum, 5077 nucleotides. NCBI's taxonomy places the organism in Eukaryota, Metazoa, Platyhelminthes, Trematoda, Strigeidida, Schistosomatidae. The record is from the annotation of a GenBank genome assembly.
GAAGAAUGUAGAAAUACAAUCGUUUGGAUCUAAUUUGGAUCUCCUUUCAUUUCGUUUAAUAUAUCUACAUAGAUACAAUAUCUUUUAUCAUUCAAUGAAUAACUAAUUAAACACAUUAGAUCAUUUAUAUAUGUUUAUGAUAGAAAUCUAUUUUUGAUUUUGAUUUAAAUCCAUAUCUUAAAUGUAAUAUGAAUAUUAUUAUGAAAGAAAAGAUUAAAUUGAAUAUAUAUUCUAUAUAAGGAUUGUUUAGAUCUUUUUUAUCAUGUGGAUAGUUUGUUGUCGUAAACAAGAAAGAAAAAGAAGGAAAAUAAAAGAGAAUUUAAAAUUAAAACAAAAAGAUUCUAUUGAUUAUCAAUGUAAAGAUGCUGAUCAUGAUGAGGAUAAUGAUAAUAAUGGGAUUAAUGAUCAUGAUCAUGAUCAUAAUGAUGGAGAUAAACUUAAAAAUGAUAUGAAACUAAAUAAUGAUUUAUAUGAUUAUACAGGAAAUGGUUAUUAUUUUAAACAAGAAAGAAGAAGUUUACCAGAUGUUGUGAUACCUUCAACAAAUUUAAUUAUCAAUCAUUCAUAUCAUCAUAAUAAUUCAUUCAUAAUACAAAGACCUAGUUUACAAAUGGAUUAUAAAACUGAACAUAGACCAACAAUCCUAUUAGAAACUAUAAUUCCAUUAGCUAAAUCAGAAAAUAUUGCGUUAGAUGAUAAUUUAAAUGAUAAUAAUAAUAAUAAUAAUAAUAAUAAUAUAAAAUUAAAUAUGAAUAAUAAAGAUUUUAUAUUGAAUAAACGAAGAGCUCAUAGUUUGAUAUCAACUUAUCAACAACAAUUAAUCAAUAAUCAUAAAUUAUAUCAAUCAAGAAAAUCCGAUAUUUCACAAAAUCAUAAUAAUGAUCAUAAUCAGAAUGAAAAAAAAUUAGUUACUAAGAAGAAACUUAGUUUAUUUAAAAUGAAAUCAUUAAAACGUUUACGUAAAUCUAAUAAAGAUCAUUACAAUACAAUUCAAUCACAUUCAUUAUAUAAUAUAAUAAAUGAUCAAACAAAUAUGAUCACAACUAUAAAAGAUAAUCUAUCGAAUAGUUAUAAAAUGAAAUCUUCUAUAAAAUCUAUGAAACAGUCGAAAUUAUUUUCAUUAAAUAAAUCAUUGCAUGAUAAUAUGACAACAGUUAAGAAUGAGAAUAAUCAUGAUGAGAAAGAUUGUACUGAAUCAUUAGAUGAUAGUUUAGGACAAUUACCUAUUACUAAAAAUAAUUCUAUAUUCAAGCAUAUUCAUCAUCAACCACGUCAAAUAACAAAACAUUCUGAUUUUAUAAAAUGUAAUAAUAUUGAUUAUUUAUCUAAUCAUUCUAAUCAUAAUCAUAAUCAUAAUAAUAUUGUAUUAAGACGUGGUUCACUUUGUAUUUUUAGUCAAAUUGAUGAACCGAUUGUAACACCAUUUGCUCAAAUAUUGGCUAGUUUAAGAAAAGUUCGAUUAAAUUUUAUUAUAUUAACAAAUGUGACAAGUACAAGAGAUUCACGAUUUGGAGCUGUUCAAUCAAUACAAUCUAAUGAAGAUGGAAAUAGUUCUUCACACUUAGGUUACAGUGGUAGUUGUAGUGGUGGACAAAAUAAGAUAACAGCUAGUGAAACAUUGGAAGAACUUGAAUGGUGUUUAGAAAGAUUAGAAAAUAUACAAACUCAUCGAUCUGUUAGCGAUAUGGCAUCGAGUAAAUUUAAGAAAAUGUUAAAUAAAGAAUUAAGUCAAUUCGCUGAUGCUGGUCAAAGUGGCAAACAAAUAUCCGAAUAUAUUUGUUCAACAUUUUUAGAUUCAAAAGAAAAUGAUCCAUUAACAACUACAAAUCAUUCAUCUAUGAUAUCACAUAAUAAUACACAUGGAAUAAUGUCGAAUAGUAUAAAUAAAGAUAUAAUAAUAAAUAAUCAUGAUAAUCUUUCUGAAGUGAAUACAUAUAAACCUUUAGAUAACAUAAAGAACUCAGAAUCAACUAGUAUGUAUUUAUUUAAAACUGUUGAACCCGGUGAAACAAUUCAAACAACAGCAGCAACAACAACAACAAUACUGACUGACAUUACUGAUGGUGAUACAAUGAUAGCAGUGACUAGUGAUAAUAACAGUAGUAAUAUUCCUAGCACAAUUAAAAGUACAACCGCAACAAUGGGAUCUACUAUAAUGAGUAAAUCAUUGUCUAAAUUAUCUUCCUCACUAUCAACAUUAUCAUUGAAAAUGAAUAGUAAUGUGAAUGUAAAUGAAAAUACUAAUAGUAAUGACAAUGAUAAUAAUAAUAAUAAUAAUAAUAAUAUAAUGAUUAAAUCUAGUGGAAAUUCUCAUAUCACAAUGUCAAUCCAUUCUUCUGGUACAUCACCUCCUCCUCCUCCUCCUCCUCAAUCUCAUCAACAUCAUAGUGAAUAUGAUAAAAUCCAUUGUUCACAAACACAAAUUGUACCAUAUGUAAUAAAUUCAACAAAUCCAAAGAAACUUGAAGAUCUUCUAAAAACUUCCCUUGAUCUAUGGGGUAUUGAUAUAUUUGAAGUAGACCAACUUACUACUAAUCCACUAACGUGUGUAUUUUAUAAUAUUGUACAGAAAAGAAAUCUUUUGCAAAAAUUUGCUAUACCUGAACGUAAUCUACUUCUAUACAUGACUGCUGUUGAAGAGAAAUAUAACGACAAUCCGUAUCAUAAUCGUGUUCAUGCAGCUGAUGUUGUACAGUCAACACAUGUAUUAUUAAAUGCACAAUCAUUAGAGUCUGUAUUUACAGAUUUAGAAAUUUUCACAGUACUAUUUGCAUGUGCUAUCCAUGAUGUCGGUCAUCCAGGGGUUACAAAUCAAUAUUUAAUUAAUACAAAUGAUCAAUUAGCAAUUCUAUACAAUGAUUCAUCUGUAUUGGAAAAUCAUCAUUUAGCUAUAGCAUUUUCCCUAUUAGGUCAACCAGGUCAUGAUGUUUUUGAGAACUUUCCACGUAAACAACGACUUAGUUCUAGACGUAUGAUUAUUGAUAUGGUUCUAGCUACAGAUAUGUCCAAACAUAUGAGUUUGUUAGCUGAUUUGAAAACAAUGGUUGAAACGAAAAAAGUUGCUGGAUCCGGUAUACUUACAUUAGAAAAUUAUAUUGACAGAAUGCAGAUUUUACAAAAUAUGGUACAUUGUGCUGAUUUAAGUAAUCCAGCUAAACCAUUAGAUUUGUAUAGACAAUGGACUAAUCGUGUUAUGGAAGAACUUUUUCAACAAGGUGAUAAAGAACGUGAAUUAGGCAUUGAAAUAAGUCCAAUGUGUGAUCGAAAUACAGCAACUAUUGAAAAAUCACAGAUCAGCUUUAUUGAUUACAUCGUUCAUCCAUUAUGGGAAACAUGGUCGGAUUUAGUUUAUCCAGAUGCACAAACUAUUUUAGAAACAUUAGAAGACAAUCGUGAAUGGUAUUAUAAUCAAAUUAAUGAGAAUAAUAAUAAUGAAGAAGAAGAAAAUGAUGAAUGAAUAAAUUGAUCAAAACCACUAAAUCACAUCAUGUGUAUAUACACUUAUUUGAAUUCUGCAUUUCUGAACUGGAUUUAUAUCAAAUAAUAUAUCAUUUAUUGAUCAUUCAAUUGGAAUUGUUUCCCUGUUCCCAUACAUUUUCUUUUUCAUAAUGAUUAUUUUUGAUUUUUUAAUUAGUGGCGAAUAAGCUUACCUCUCUCUCUCUUAUAUGUUAAAUGAACAGCGAUAUCAUGAAACACAUAGAAACAACUAACAUUGAGGAUAUAUAUAUAUAUGUUGAUGUACAUUGAAAUUUUAUGGUCUUUUAUUGAAAAUCUAGUAUUAUUUACCAUUUUAUAAUCUGGUUUCAUCCUCUAUUGUAUUCAAUAUGUUUAUGAAUAAACAAUCAAAAAAUAUCAUAUAUUAACCAUCUUGUACUUUGUCAUUCACUCUCUCCCUUUUUGUCUGUGCGAGUAGCAAAGGGAUUUUAUGUCUUCAUAGAACACUGCCGACGAUUAUAUUCACCUCAUUCUCUCGCUUUCUCUCCAUUAUACACACUUCCAUGAGGAGUAAAAGUUGAGAAUUCUUCUCACAUUUCAUGAUGUAUUUAUUGUACUUCUAUGCGUUUAGUUUCAUACUAUAUAUAUAUAUAUAUAUGUACAUAACAUUGCUCAAUUUCUUUUCGCAUUUCCUGAUCCCUAUUACAGUUUUUGUCUAUCCCUUAAGUUGAAAGAUAUAUACAUCAUAAUGUUUACAAGUGACAGACAUAAAUUUAAAGGAAGGAAAAAUGUGUUCAGAGAAACCUAUCAUUUUUCAUUACUGGUUUACAUUGUUUCAUGUACACGAAUUGUAGAGAGAGAGAGAGAUAGAGAUAGAAAAAGAAUGCAAUUACUGACGUUCGUGUUUUUGAUAGUGAUCCCCACUACCCAUCACCAUAAUAACGAUGUUUUAUGUGUAUUAUCUUUCUUUAUAUUUUUUUUGCAAGUAUUUCAAUAAUCCUAGUUAAUAAUUAAAAGACGAUAGGAGAACAGAUUGAUGAUCAUUUUCUGAUCAACUUCAUUUAUAUUUGUUGUAUGUGUGUAAUCUAAUCUCUUUGAUUUUAUUGUUGUUCCUGUAUUCAUGAUUUCCAUCUAACUUUAUAAACACAUUCAAACAUCAUUCUCAAUAAGUGUAUAUCAUAGGGAUUAUAAUAGUUAUUUAAAGAAGAAGAAGAAGAAGAAAACAAAACAUGACCAGGUACAUAUUCUCGUGUACGUAUUAUGAUGAAUAUUACUUAAAGCCGGCAAUCAAUCAUACUUUAAUACAUUUCGCAUUAUUACCUUAAUCUUUUACAUACAUAUACACACAUCCACCACAUGUCUCUAUAUCGAUUAAUCGAAUAUAAUAUACAAUUAUCUUGGAUUAUUAUCAUUAUUAUUGAAUGUUCACAAUAAUAUUUAUUAAUAUAAAGAGGAUGUUGAAGAAAUAUGUAGAAAAUAAAAGGUAUACAAUGUGAUAAAAUGUAUUGAUUUUUUGUUUAUUAUGGAUUUACUUCUUUUUUUGUUUUGUUUUUCUCUAUUCAUUCAUUACUGUACUUCAUGGUUUUGUUAACUUUCCUAAGUUUUUUCACUUUUGUUUCGUCCUGUGACCUUUCUCUGCAAG